UGUUUGUCAUUCAUGCAUGGUUGGCCUGGUUGUUGUAAUUCUUAGAUUUUUUUGGUAAAACCCAAUGUUUUAAACAAAUUCCGAAAUUUUUGAGUUAAAGGAGACAGUAAAUUAAAACAUUAGCAUUUGCGAUGUAAAUUCAGGAACUUGAAAGAGGACUAAAAGGACAUAUUCGGUGUUGUGAGUGACAUAAUAAUCUACCUUGAGAAUUGCGUAUCAUGUAACUUUGUGGUUUGUUUUGUGGGAUCCAGCAUCUAUUUUCGAACUCAUCAUCUUAUUACAAUGACCCGAUGAUUGGCGCGUCACGAUGAGCUGGCUUCGGAAUACGUCGCUCUCCUUCGCACGGCAGCUGUCUCGCUCGCUCGACCCGCGGCACGAUUACGAGCCGCAGGCGUGCUACAACUCCUUCUGCAAGCAUUGGCAACAGGCUCACGAUAUUAUUGUCAAGUCCCAGCCUCAACACCUGCAUGACGAUGUGCUCGGCGUGGUCAAUCACCUCGAACAGCUGGCAACGCUGCUGGUAUUAGAAGCUAGAGCUGGAGAGAUCAGCGCGGGUCGUGGCCGGGCCGCGUGUUUGGAACACCUGCUGAGCGAAAACCUGCUGGAUAAGCUGUACGAGUGGGCGAUAUGCACUGGGAAAUACGAAAAUGCAGUUAGAUUGGAGCAACUUAAGUUAUUCGGAAUACUCGUCAGCCAUUACAGUACUCAGGUGAUAGCAGCAGAACCUUUCCUCAGGCCAUUGCUAAAGUUGCUCAGCGGCUUCCGAAAUGAGUUACCACCACCCAACUUGGAAAACCAACUAGUGACCGUCCUAAACCAGUUAUGUGUGGCGUUGAUGCAGAAUAUGAAGUUCUUAGAUCUGUUCUUUUUAACGACGCACACGCAAAACGGAUCGCAAGCUGAGUUCAUAAUAGUCCGGCUGCUGCUUACUUCGGUACAUCGAGAGGGCGCCACUGGGUCGGCGGCGCGUGACGCGCUACUGCUAUGCGCGAAUAUGUCAUCUCGAUGCACGCAACUAGCUGACUACAUGCUGGCUGGAAACACUUGUCCUGUUUUGGCUACUGGUCUAAGCGGUCUCUACUCCCUCCUACCGCGAACACUAGGCGAGAAAGUCCAUCGUUUGACGCCAGAUGACGUCAACAAAGUCAACAAGCUCACUCUCUUCAUAGACUCGCUUGAGUUUUGCAAUGCUGUCGCGCAGGUUGCCCAUCCGUCCAUUAAGAAGCACCUGCUAGACUUGCUAUACCAAGGAUUCCUAGUUCCCGUCCUAGGGCCGGCUCUCCUACAGACGAAACGGGGGCCAUUGCAGAGUGGCGCCACCGAGCAGGCGGCCGCUAUGGCGUAUCUUGAACUGGUGCUGCGCUGUGUGACGCAAAGAGGAUUGCUAAGGGCAGUUCUGCACUUCCUAUUCACGUAUGAGUAUGACGGUGUACGAGUCGCCGAUGUUUUGCUGAGGAGACUGGAGGGGAAUUCGCAGCUGGCUCUAGUAUCCCUGUCUUUAAUGGAGACCCUCAUCGACCUGAACUGCGAGGAUGUCAUGAUAGACCUCGUCUACAAACACCUCAUCAACGGCCAUCAUCUCAUGGUGGCCCAUAGACACAAGAUCUCCGACCCGCAGCCUUACAGAGACGCGGCUAUGGCCUUCCUGAGUUUAACACCAAGGUGCUGCAGUAGACCCUUGGAGAAGACCAGGGAAUGGGUCGAUGAGAUGGCACUGAGUGGAAGAAGAGUGUUGGAUUUCAAGCAGGAGGAAGAAAGGAGAAUCAAUGGCGUGAAUGAGGGUAUAGCGAUGAAAAGUCUAGUCCAGGAAGUUAGAUUUAAUUAUGGGAACCCAAACGAAACACUCUUCGCGAACUACCACGCUUACUUAUGCGACGCUAGAUUCGAACUCGUUUCACGCACAAUAGCUUGCACCAAUUGGUCGUCCAAAUACGACAGCGUGACGUCACCGAAGCGCGAAACGAAUAACAACACGAAAGAAACGAGAGAGGUAGACGUCCACGCUUUGAAAGAGCAGGACAGCCUGAUUUCGUGCACAAGCGGUUACGAUACCUUAAAAACAAGUGACACGAGUGACAAAGAACCGCACAGUUUGACGUCUCUGUUAGAACAGGAGACAGAGAAAGCCAAUCAGUUGGAGAAGGAAGGAGAUAGUUUGUCUGUUGGGGAGAGCAGUGAUUAUGAAAGCUUUCGGUAUAAAGAUGAUAAUGAGGACGAGGGUUUCGCUGAGGAGUCGUUCAGAAAGUACUUUGAUAAAGAGAAUGCGGUGGAGUUUAAUGGUGAAGUGCCUUUAGUCAGGAGUUGGAAAGCUAGCUCUGAAUCUAUUAUAGGUCCGCUCCUUAGCAGUAUGUUAAGAAAAGUGGCUUCCAUGCUGGAGUCAGAAAUAACUGUGAACAGCCGAGUGACGAGUGUCGUGUCAAAGCUAGCUUCGCUACCGACGCCUCUUCUGACGUCACUGCUGCUGUGUCCCAGUUACAUGCUACCACCGAAUGUGCCUUCGCUGUACCAGAUACUUAGCAAACUAAGGGACGAAGUGGACGAGCUUACCACCGGCCUGGACAAUACUAUGGAGCUGGUGGACAAGGCGAGGGUCUUCCUCAUCCAGCGCGAGAUGGCGUUAGUGAACUCGCGGGGGCCGACGAACGAAGAUAGUCAAGCCCGUAAUGAUUCACCGACGCAAAAGAUUGAGGAGGUGUCGCCUUUCCGAAGAGUCGAGACGAAAAGGCGGAGCCUGUCUUCGAGCUUCUCUAGUAUGUUUGGAAGAAAAACACCCUCAUCGCCGUCACAGCAAAACUCUUUAAACGUACAACCUGCCACCUUCCACGCGAGUCCACAGCGCCGGUUCAUCUUCACCCAAGAGGCAUACUGGAGCCAAACCAUCACCCUUCGCUCGAUUCUAAACGCCGUCCUAAUAGACGAGUGGCUUAAGGAACUCGCUGCCAUGUGCGAAGAACACGCCCUAAGGCUAUCAGCUGACAAUUACGAGGAUGACACAUAUAUUCGCUCUGUGGCAUUAUGACUGACGGCCAAUGCCGCGGGCGGCUUCAGAAAAAACAAAAAGCCCGCGCGUGCAUCGGAACGUUCCAACGACACGUCUUUGUAGUGCGUUUCGUUUCACGCAAUCUAGUUUCAAAUUCUAACGUGAUAUAUGGCAUUUUGACUUUGAAAACGUAACGUGUAGAUUUUUUAGUGUUUUUAAAUGUUUGUCGUCAAUUAACGAACCCGUGAUAUAAUUUAUAAAUUAAGGCUGUAUAAUUUAUACUGCUCAAAUGAAUAGUAGAAAAUAUGGACAAAAGUACAUUUUCAGCAUUUUAAUGUUUUUUUUAGUAAAUUAAAUUUCGAAACGCAUUAUAAAAAUGUUUCAAUUGAAUUUUAAAUGAAAGUAAGUUGUCUACUGAAUGUACACUAAUUUUAUUAAAGUAAAUGAAACGAUUGAACAAGUUUCAUGAUACAAAGCUAUUAAAUAUUUCUAUUCUUAUGCGCAUGCCUUUUAGAACUUAGUCUUAAGUUAAUUUUAAAAUUCGCCUGUAACGUUUUUCUAAGGGUCAUCUCCCACGACACAUUUUUGACAAUCAAAAAACCAGUAACGCCUAUUUAACACUACUUCUGUUCAAUGUAGCAAUUUCUCAUGACAAAAGCAUGAAAAUUGAACAAAAUUACAGGAAUCGUAGUAUAGCGAUCUUAAGGUAUUUUACAACGAAGUGAAAGAUUAACUUAAGACUCGUGGGCGAUCGCCUUUAGUAAAACCGUUACACUUUUUGAAGUACAUUUCCCCCUUAAACUUUCGGUUUGAAUUAUUUGAAAAUUCUACUUAACGUAGCGUAGCGAUUCAUUAGUUUUUUCGAAAUCGGUAGCCAUCGAAAAAUUACUGAUUUAAAAUUUAUUUUCCAAGUAAAGGGGUGAGUAGAUAAUUACUUUUCUUAAGGUUUGUUGGCGGAUGAAUUUGUUUGGUAAUAAUAAGCACAAAAAAUACAAAAAUACGUACUUAGAUAUUUCGCUACUAUGCACAAAAUAUUCAUACAAACAAACAAAAAAAAUCACUUGAAUUGGAACCUCCUACUUUUUUGAAGUCGUUAAAAACAAAUAUGAUAUCUUCAAAAUUAAACUACCAAGCAAGUUCGAGCGCCAAUGUUAACAUCACAUUACUUAAUCCUAAGUACCUUACUUUAGUUUCUAAUUAAUUUUAAAAUCUUAGUCGCAACGAUUUUGAUUAACUUUUGCCAUCAACGUAAUUUUGAACUGUGAUUUUGUGAUGUUCAAAAAUUUUAUCGGAUAACAUUAUUUAUUGUACAUAAUUUUUACAUUUUAACAGUAUUUUUUGUGAUGCGUUUGACCAGUUUGUGUGUUUAACAGUACAUUUUGUGUACAUUAAAUAAUUAUAAUUGUAUUUCAUAUAAUUUUUAAUGUUUGCAGUUUAGUUUACCUUAAAGAUUUUAUUUAAUUUCACGCACCUUACUAAUAAAAUAUUGAAUUUUUAUCCCUUUAGAGAUACUAUUAUGAAACUCCUCAAUUUGUGCAAUUUAUUGAACUUUUUAAAUAUUUCUUCUCUACUCUUAUUCUUACAGCUCAUUUUUACGAAUUUUAUUAGUAAGGUUAGAUUAUAUUUUAGAGAAUAUAGUUUUAUUGCGAUUGUUUUAUUCUAUUUUGACCUUUGUAUGUGUUUUGAUCUUUUGACAUGUUUAUUUUACGUAUGAAUGUUUGUUAUUUUCGUAAAACGAUUAUUUUUGGAAUUUGCGUAUGCUAAGAAAUUUAUUUCACACAAUUUGUAAUUUUCGCGCAAAAUCAUGAUAGUGUAAAAUGUCCUAUAAGCUUGGUACGUCCUUUUGCCGUCCAACGGAUGAGAAAGAUAUUUUUAAAUUGUUAAGAGCAUUAUGGUAAGGGUCUACAGUAGGGAUAGUUGAGAUGCCAAGUAAUAGUUCAACUUAUAGUGUGAACAGGAUUUGCUAUGGUAGUAAACUUGGUCGUUAUGGCUUCAGUCCAAUUUUAUUUCGUUCUAAUAAAUAUUCAUAUGGAAUCCAAUCUACUUUCAUGUGCCUGUUCACACUUGAGCCAGUUUUCAGGAAUAUUUAAGAUUCAUGAUUGUGUUACACUAUAAAUAUUGGCUGCAAUAUCAAGUCAUAAGUACUACUGUAGCGAAAAUAAUUUGUCCCACAGAUUCGACUUCAUGGUUUGCAACAAUUUAGCUCUUAUUUUUCUAUAGAGCCUUGUAAAAUUAGAGCUCUCGUUUUUGUAAACCGUGUUGGUUGAAUUAUAAUUACUACUUCAAUCAAGAGUCGAAACACUAGUUGGGGCGGGUGGAUUGACCAUGUAGGGUUGUUGAAUGUGUACUUUUAUGCACUAUUGUGAUGUCAUAGAAUUUGGUAU
Messenger RNA from Ostrinia furnacalis (Asian corn borer), 5364 nucleotides. RefSeq names its product UPF0518 protein GJ17503. NCBI's taxonomy places the organism in Eukaryota, Metazoa, Arthropoda, Insecta, Lepidoptera, Crambidae. The record is from RefSeq and is a predicted model, not a curated record. The coding region runs from base 308 to 3019 and encodes 903 amino acids. The transcript is spliced from 16 exons.